UCGAAAAAAUCAUAUUAGAAGAAGACGCAACAGACGCGGUAAAAUGUCUUCGAUUGUGGCGCCGAUCAUAAAUCUAGCCGAUGAUCUUGAGGAUGGUGAGAUCGAUGAUGAUGACGAAGAGGAAGAGCCACAGAAAUUGCCAAGAGAGCAAUCACAGCAACAACAACUACAACAACAUCAACAGCAACAACAAAAUAAACUAAACUCAUCGAAUGAUGAUGUUCAAUUUGUGGGAACUGAGAAAUUGCUACCAAACAGCCAUCAUGAUGAUGAUGUUGUAUUCCUUGGUCUGGCCAAUGAAUCAUCCUCCGCUCUCGCCCCCAAAUCCAAGAAACCACGCCCACUAGAAGAUGAUCAUGCAGUAAGCAUUGAGAAUGCCAUUGCCAAGGUGCUCAAACGAAGCGGCAUUGAGCCGCCCAUGCCACGAAUCCACAAUAACAACAACAGCAACAAUAGCAGUAACAACAACAACAGCAAUGUGGGCAACACCAACAUCAAUAUGAACAACAACAACAGCGAUGCCGAUGGCUCCAUUUUGGCUGGCGAUGUUGCAGCUUCAUCUUCGUCUUCGGCAGCUGCAGCUGCAGCAGUGGGCAGCGAUGCAACUCAACAGCAGGCGACACUGAGUCGGAGCAGCCGGCGACGCAAGCGCAAAAAGGAACGCGAACGCGAGCAGAAGAAAGACAAAGAGUAUCAGAAACGCGCCCGUCGCGACUCAAUGGACGAAGCCGGCGGCGCCGCCGCCAGUGACGAAAUGGACAUGGACGAGUACGAGAUGAUGAACGUGCGUGGCGGCAGUCCGCCGCCAGGUGGCGCACCCAGCGCCACACUAAAUGCACCCGGUGGCAGUCGCUACAACAACAACGAUUGGCCCGAAAUGGGCGAAGCGGGCGCUGGUUACGAUUCACCGCCGGACAACUACAGCAGCUACGAUUCCUAUUCGGACGAUGAGCCGGGCAAUGCGGGGUGGGCGGGGGGACGACGUCGCCAGCGCAGGGAACGGGACAAGGAGCAACGCGGUGGGAGGAAGCGACGUGAACGCGAUCGAGAACGCGAUCGCGGAGGCGGGAAUAAGCGUAAUCGUCGGGAUUCGGGUGGGGAUGAGAAGCCGCGGGAACCGCGCAAACUGGAGCUAUGCAAAUUCUAUCUGAAGGAUUGCUGUGCGAAGCGGGACAAAUGCAGUUACAUGCACAAGGAGUUCCCAUGUAAAUAUUACUACCUGGGCAUGGAUUGCUAUGCCGGCGACGAUUGUCUCUUCCAUCACGGCGAACCGUUGUCCGAGCAGCUGCGCAACAUACUCCUCAAGCACAUGGAGACAGCGCCCAAGGAGAUACUCGGUGACUUUAAGCGCAUCUCACGCGAUGUUGCGCUCUCCCAAAUGACGCGACGUCACGAACAAUUGUGCGAACAAUAUCACAUGGAGAACAGUUGGAUCACCUUGGCCAGCGCGGGACUCAGUCGACUCCAGGAGCAACAGCAGGCGGCGGCAGCGGCAGCGGCCAAAGUGACCGCCAAUCAAGCGGCAGCCAUUGCAGCGGUCAGCGCCAAUUUGCAACAAGUUGUGGCCGCUGCCAAUGCGGCUGCAGCGGCAGCAGCAGGAGCCAACUCAGCUGCCUCGGUUGCUGCCGCAGCUGGCGGUGGCAAUGCGAUACCAUCGCUGCUCGAUAUGGUCAUCAAUCCGCCAACGAAUCUGCAUCAUGGUGGAGGAGGCGGCGUCGGUGGCGAUUCGAAGCCGGAGAAGAAACGCAAAUCGCGUUGGGCUGAAAAGUCAGCGGCCAAAGCGGCAGCAUCCACAACACCAACAGCAACAGUUGGAGUUGGAGCUGGAGCUUCCUCAUCGACAGGAUCUGGCACUGUCAUCACUUCCACUGCCAGCACAACAACACCGAAAGCCUUGCCUGCCCAUCUCGAUCUCGUCAAUCUGACGCAGGUGCUGAGCGCUGAGCACAUGGCCAAGCUGAAUAAGCUGGGCAUCAGCAAUCUGGAGCAGAUGCUCCAGGUCCCCUUCGGCCAGCUAACUGAGGCGGGACUCACGCUGCCCGAAAUUGGCGAGAUUCAGCGCAAGGCCGAGGAGGCGAAGCCCCAGGAAGCGGGAAGCACCACAGCGGCCGAUAAAAGCACUUCCAAAGCGGAUCAGGAUGUGAACACGUUGGCCAGCUCGUCGAAUAGCAACAGCAACAGCAACAACGGCUUCAUCAUGGUCGACUACACACAGUAUCUGAAGGAUGCCCAUGUCAGCUUCCCCGGCAACGAUCCGCUGGACGAUGAUCGGGAGGAAGAUGAAGAGCAGUUGGUCAUCGAUGAUGGCACUGAGGAGACGGACGAAUCCGAAUCGGAGCCCAAGUCGAAGAAAAGCAAAAGCGCUGGCGACGAGGAUGAAGAGAAGAAGGAUGUGGAGAAAGAGGAGGAGAUGCCGCCAAUGCCAUCGGUGUUCGAUCUGCCGACAUUCAUGAGCAACAUGCUCGGCCAGCAAUCGACCAACCAAUCGAUCAACUCGCCCACAGAGCCAAGCCAAACCGAGACAACAACAUCAACAACAGAGGACAACAAGAAGGAGGAACGCGCCGCAUUCUAUCGCGACAUCAUACGCAAUCCCUUCAAGACGCACAGCGGCGAUGCGGCCGACGACGGCUCCGCCGAUGGCGAUGGCGACAACUACAAUUUCAAAUACACCGAUGCGAGCACCGCUUCCAAUUCGAAUUCGCGUUCGUUGACCCCGACGCCAACUCCCGAGCCGGGUUCGCAAUCCCCCAAAGAGGAUAAAUUGCAACUGAUUAGCUUGGAGGCUGGACCAAGUGCUGGCCUAGGCUUGGGCUCGACAUCGAUAUACUCGCGUCUUUCCAUGUACGACUACGAUCCCGCAAAGGCGGCGCUCGAAGAUGCGGCACGCGUCUCGGACGCGCAACGUGAACGCGAUCGAGACAUCGAUAUGCGUUUGCCAUUCGAACCGAUGAAGCAUUAUUUGCCAGCGACCGAAAUCGAUGCGGCGAUCUUCUCCCACAUCCCCAUACGCUGGCAUAUGCAAGAGGUGCUCGUGGAGCCGCCCAACUACAGCCAAUUGCGUCAGCAUGCCAGCCACAAGGAGCAGCGAGAGCUGCGUGAUCCCCGACUGCGUCGCAUCCUCGGCAUGCCGGAGCUAACCACCGAUGAGAGCACUGGCUCGGGUCUAGGCAGCAGUCACAGUGGCAGCGCAACGCUCUCUGGGUCGGCUGGUGGCGAUGCCCGGCGACGGGAGCGCAAGACGAGCAACUGCAUCUCGUCACCGGAUGCACACGAAUCAACGCCCAGUUCACCGCCUCCGUCCAUGCAACUGCCGGCUAUGAAUGUGCCGCCGCCGUCGUCGUCGUUGUCGUUGUCGUCGAGUGGCGAUGGAGGAGGAGGAGGUGCUUCGGCAUCAGGAGCUGCAACCACACGCAGCGAUCCGCGUCGGGAUCCACGACGUGCGCAUUUAAAUGCCGCCAGCUCCACGACAAGCGCGGGCUUUGGAGCGGCGUCCACCGCUUCGGGUGCUGCUGCAGUCGACAGCAGUCGGCAAAUACUCGAGAUACGCAAUCUGCUGCAGAGCUCCAAUUGGUACAAGCAGCUGGGCAGCAACAACAAGAUCAUGGUGAAUCAACAGCUGGCGCUCGUGUUCACCGAACUGAAGAAGUUCCAUCAGCAGGAGUCGAGCACGAAGAUCUUCGACGUCAACUUCAUCGUGAACAAUCAGACGCUGCAGCAAAUCUUCGCCAAGCUCCACAUCUACAUCGAUGACAAUGGGCUGGUGGUGCAACUGCCCGAGGAGCCGCCACAGAAUGUGGCAACUGCCGCGGUCCCAGUGGUUCCCAUCUUGCCGAACAUGUCGCAACCGCCACCGAAUUUGGCGCAACUGUUGCGUCAACCGCCGCCGCAAGUGGCACGCGGCAUGGUUGCUGGUGGCAUGCCACCGUUCAAUCAACCGCCACCUGGGCCACGCAACAACAACAACAAUAAUAACAACAACAACAAUGGUGGCAACCCGAACAACAGCAAUAACAACAGCAUACUCGGAAUGCCGCCGAAUGUGAAUGUGAAUGUGCCGAAUGUGAAUGUUAUGGGCGGUGUGAUGAGCAACAAUCCAUUCAAUCCUUUCGCCGGCGGUGGCAACAACAUGAAUAACAUGAACAACAUGAACAUGAACAAUAUGAACAACAUGAACAGCAUGGGCAUGAAUAGCAUGAACAGCAUGAAUAACAGGAAUAUGGGCAUGAAUAAUAUGCCACCCAAUAUGGGCGGCAUGAAUAGCAUGAAUAUGAACAACAUGGCCAUGAAUAACAUGGGAAUGCCGCCGUUUAACAAUGGCGCCAAUGUGCCAUUCAAAAACUUUGGCGGCCCUGGUAACAAUAAUAACAAUGGCGGCGGUGGCAACAAUCAGGGCCGUCAGCACUUUGCCGGCAACAAUCGAAAUCGCGGCAAUGGUAAUCGAAAUCGAAACAACUAAAAUAAUGCUCACUCCCCCCUCCCAACUCACACACACCCACACACAUUACACAAACUUAAUGAACUACACUAAGAGAUGAAACGAACCCGUGUUAAACUUAGUUUUUUUUUUAAAAAUAGCUUUAACGGUUUUUUGCUAUUUCGAUCUACUUAAAAAAAAAUCGGAUUUGGACUGCUAUGUAAUUUGUAUAUUAUCCUAAUCUAUAAAUUUAAUUGUUUUUUUUUUAUAUGUGUAUAUACACAUACAUGUAUGAUUAUCUAUAGAUUAUAUAUAUAAUAUAUAUACAGACAUAAUUUUAUUAUUUUUUUUUAUUAUAAUGGAUAAGUGAACUAUAAACUCGGAUAUCGUCGCGCCUACGUACUGAUUAACGAAAAACAAAAAGAAGAAAUAUGUAGUCGUAGUCGAAACUCAAUUUGUAUUUCACACUAUGUGUAAGCUCUUAGCUAAGCAAACAUUUGUAGACCUACGAAAUAAAAGGAUUGUGUUAAGUA
Drosophila nasuta is the source of this 4950-nucleotide messenger RNA. RefSeq names its product suppressor of sable RNA-binding protein (gene su(sable)). The record is from RefSeq and is a predicted model, not a curated record. Gene Ontology annotation, molecular function: metal ion binding. The transcript is spliced from 7 exons. Bases 44 to 4459 code for a protein of 1471 amino acids. Lineage: Eukaryota; Metazoa; Arthropoda; Insecta; Diptera; Drosophilidae.